Dreissena polymorpha is the source of this 3757-nucleotide messenger RNA. Its product is annotated as neuroglian-like. Gene Ontology annotation, molecular function: cell-cell adhesion mediator activity. The record is from RefSeq and is a predicted model, not a curated record. The coding region runs from base 1 to 1893 and encodes 630 amino acids. NCBI's taxonomy places the organism in Eukaryota, Metazoa, Mollusca, Bivalvia, Myida, Dreissenidae. Gene Ontology annotation, biological process: cell-cell adhesion; brain development. The transcript is spliced from 14 exons.
AUGGCUAUCGCAGACUGGGGCAAGGAAUUACGCAUCUCUGAUGUUCAGAUGGAAGAUGCAGGGCAGUACCAGUGCAUGGGCCUCAACGUUUUGUCUUUGUCCAACCUUACCAAGGUUUUUGAUGUGAAUAUUGAAUCGGCACCCGAAUGGGAGAAGGAACCAGAGGACCAAGACAAAUCGGAAGGAGAGAUUGCAACUUUUAUUUGCAAAGCUAAAGGGGUGCCAGACCCUGUGUAUGAUUGGUUCAUCAACGGUGUCCCACUAUCAUAUUCCCCUAGUACUGAGAAUGUUUGGGAUCAUCCCAGAAUCUACAACAAUCCAAGGUUUCACAAAAUUGGCCACAACAACAUCGCAUUGAUAGACCUCACUCUCGCAGAUCACAUGAGCAUCCAAUGUAAUGCCAGCAACAAGCAUGGCUACGUCUUCUCUAAUGUCUACCUCAAUGUCAUAAACCAGGCACCUGAGAUUGAGCAGGAGCCGCCGGAUAGCAUAAAGGUUGCCGAGAGUCAGUCGGUGAUCAUCCCAUGCAUAGUCCGAGGCAAACCGGAUCCUCUGAUAGAAUGGUACCGCUACACGACGCUCAUCACUGGGGGCAGGUUCAAGAUCCUGCCAUCUGGAAGCUUAAAGAUUUCGAAUGUGACAGUGGCAGAUGCAGGUAAAUACCACUGCAAGGCCUCAAACAAGUUUGGCGUUGUGAAAUCAGCAAAAGUGUGUUCAGUGCAAGUUAAAAGAAAAACUCGCAUCGAGCAGUUCCCGGAAGACCUGGUUGUUAAAGCGGGAUUUGACGCAAAAUUCACUUGCUCAGGGUCCACAGAUUUCGACGAGGCGCGGAAUAUGGUCGUAACCUGGGAGAAGGACGAUAAACCUGUCGCUUCCACUGAAAACAGGAUGAAACAGAACUUCUGGGAUAAUUCGCUCACCAUUUCUGGCACCAUCGUUAGAGAUUCUGGGGUCUACACGUGCGUAAUCAGCAACGGUCUGGACACCGACAGAGCACACGCAUUCCUUACUGUGAAAGCUCGACCAAACCCACCAACCAGCGUGGAGAUCUAUCGCUGCCCAAACUGGGAUAACAAAGCUGAGCUUAGGUGGACCAAGGGCAUUGCAAACAAUGAACCUGUCACGUACUUCAUCAUUCAGUACAGCACGACCUUUAACCCCGACCGGUGGGUAUCAGCGGUAGCCGUGGACUACACGGAGAAUACUGCCACCAUUGACCUCUCUCCGUGGGUGAAUUACUCUUUCCGGGUCAUUGCACAUAACCAGAUCGGUUUGAGCGCUCCUAGUAAACAGACAUUGACCAUAUGUCGAACGAAUCCGACCGUUCCGUUCAAGAAUCCCGCCAACGUGAAAUCUAUUAGGAAUAGAAGGAAUAAGUUAAAGAUUGAGUGGAGUCCAAUGAAUCAAAUGGAGCACAACGGGGCUGGCUUCAAAUACUUGGUUUCAUAUCAGCGGCAGGGCGACCCUAUGAAGACCAUACUUCUAGAUGACUGGCGCAACAAUAGCGUCGAGGUCGACGCAACCGAACCAUAUUACCCAUACCAGGUGAAAAUACAGGCGAAAAAUAUCAUGGGCAACUCGUCGGCCAAAGUUGAUAACUUUACGCUUUAUUCCUAUGAAGAUGUGCCGUUAGGCAGGGUUUCGGGACUCGUUGUGUCAAACAUCAGCUCCACGAGCGCCACCAUCACAUUCUCCUGGGAUGAUCUUUGGCUUGAGAAAAAAGGCCAGACCGCUAGCGUUCGCGGGGAAUUCAAGGGCUUCAGGAUCCAGUAUUGGGUGGACGGUCAGAAAAAGAAAACCUUCCGGGAAGACGAUCUACCUGUGUCCCUGCUCUACCCCGUAGACUGGAAACCAGAUGGACAGACAACUCUUGUAAAACAAACUACAAGAUGAAUAAUCUGCCCCCGUUCUCGACGGUCAAACUGCGCAUUUGCAUCGUGAAUACUGUCUUCAUCGGUUAACCUAGUGAUGAGCUGACCAUACGGACUAAUGCUGGGGUUCCCGGACCUGUUCCGUACAUGGAGAUCAUGGCUAGCAGCAGUGAUUCCUUCACCCUGAAGUGGCGCCCCCUGGAGAUUGAGGAUCGACAUGGAAUCAUUCUUGGAUACGACAUUGCCUAUGAGAGAAUCGAGGGGCUGCAGCUUGGGCCGAUGAACGACAGGGAUGAACAGAUAAACGAACCGUCAAUUAACGAGGCCAAAUUGACAGGUCUGGUACCGAAUAUGAAGUAUCGUGUUCACAUCUUUGCGAGGACCCAGCAAGGUCGCGGGGAAGACUUUUUUAUUGAAGGCCGUACAUUGACGAAAUCAGAUCUACGAAUUCUAUUGGUUGGGCACACUGAUCAAGAAAACAAUGCAACUGGAAACACACUUCUUGGUAAACUUUUGUGGAGCAACAAACCUGGCCUCCUGAAAUCUCGCCGAAGGGUUGGAUGCAAAUUUGGCAGAAAGAUAGAAAUUGUUGAAGCGCCUCGUUUAUUUGACACCAGUCAUGAUGACCGAUAUGUUUCCAAUGAACUGACUAAAUGCGUCGGAUUAUCAAUCCCAGGAUUGAAUGCCAUUAUCUUUGUGUUGCCACCAGACAGAGUCUCUGAAGAGAUGGUCAAAACUGUUGACUUUUUCUUUGAAUUCUUUGGUAAAGAGGUAGAGGAGUUUGCUUUUGUACUUUUUACGAAUACUACGAAUACAACAGAAUUGCAUGAAUAUGUAGGAAAGCAUGAUUCAAAGACACAGGAAAAACUGAACAAGCUUCUAGAACGAUGCAAGGGGAAGGUCUUGAUGAUCGAAAACGAAUAUGACGAGGAAAAGAAACAAAACUAUGCUCAACAUAUCGUUGAAGUAAUUGAUAAGGCAAACGCGAAUGCAUCAAAACCUGUUUUCACUAAUGUCAUGAUUAAAGAAGUUGAAAACUUUGCCAUUCAAUCAUUCGGCAGCGAGACAUUUACGGUUCAGAAUCGAAUUCAGACAUCAUACGGUACAUGCAGUAUAAACACAGAUACGUUCAAGAAACAUAUUGAAAUUGAUGAAUCGUUUCUUGAAUCAGCUACGGACAUGCUAAAAACCAUUCGGCCACUUACACUCUACUCCAAUUGUUCACAUACCCAAGUCUUGUUGAAUGUACAUGUAUGCAUUUUUUGUGUUGCUGUUGGUUUGUUUUUCAAAUAUUGAAUGCAUUAAAUAGUUGUUGCUUAAGUAAUUUUGGCGCGUAUAUCCCUCUAGAUGAUCUAUAUAUGUUUUCGCAUAGAUGAUCGAAUUUGGGAUAUGAUUUCUAUAUUUCUAAAAUAAUUUAACAACGAAUGAAAAUAACAUACACGUGUUAAGUUGGAUUUAUGCGAUUUAUGUCCUUCAUAUGACUUCAUAUUAAUGUGUUUUCUUUUAACAAAACAACAACUACAAUUUGUGAAUAUAUAAAUAAAAAGAAUGCCUUAUAUUUGAAGUUUGCAAUAAUUAUAUUUCUCACUAAUCAAAUUUGGUGCAGAAUGAUCUUAUAAGUGUUGCAAUUAUUAAACCACGUUUGACAUUAUGUAGUCACUAUGUUAUCACAUUCUUACGAAAACAUGAUUAUUUCUUAUAUUGUAAAUUUACUCUUUUUUUAAACGAUGUUUAUUUUGUAUUAACUUCAUGCUGUAAGAGUAUAUAUAUAAUUGUUUGUAUGACGAUGAGCUUAUCAUGCUUAAGUCUGAACAAACUAUUCUGUUCUGUUCUGCUAAAAACAAAAUCUCUUCAAUGUAUAUCAACAGCAUCAAAGAUUGUUUAAA